Chelmon rostratus (copperband butterflyfish) is the source of this 3297-nucleotide messenger RNA. It is a transcript of the gene dusp6, whose product is annotated as dual specificity phosphatase 6. The coding region runs from base 762 to 1913 and encodes 383 amino acids. NCBI's taxonomy places the organism in Eukaryota, Metazoa, Chordata, Actinopteri, Chaetodontiformes, Chaetodontidae. Gene Ontology annotation, molecular function: protein tyrosine/threonine phosphatase activity; MAP kinase tyrosine/serine/threonine phosphatase activity. Gene Ontology annotation, cellular component: cytoplasm; cytosol. The record is from RefSeq and is a predicted model, not a curated record. The transcript has 3 exons. Gene Ontology annotation, biological process: negative regulation of ERK1 and ERK2 cascade; protein dephosphorylation; positive regulation of apoptotic process.
GAUCCGGAGCGGAAAUUCCUCUCCGUUUUUGUGAAUGACAAACUCAUUAACAAUUCAUCAACAUGGGCCGCUCCAUCCGGCCCCCGUUUCCAAGGCGACCGCGGCUGGGGCUUCUCUGAUUGGCCGGGCCGCAUCAUGUAUCCAAUGAAACGCCUCCUGUUUGUAGCCAUUCAGCAGCCUGGCGCCGCAGAGAGCGCAUCGAGCCAGAGCCUGCAGAGAGUCUAUUCACACCGCAGACAGCGGGGGGGACAGGCGGCAUCCGCAGGCGCAAAUAUACGUACGAAAGCCGCGCGGUUCAGACACCCUCUGCCCCAGCUUUCUGCUCCGGAUCUCCAGAAAGGAGGAUACAGGAGGACAGAGGAGGAAGACGGCUGCGCUCGGAGCGGUGGAGUUAUAUAAGAGCCGCGGAAGCGUCAGGCGCGUCGCAGGGCCGGUGUGACUCAUUGAUAAAUACACGGGCUCUCCGGCCAGAUGCAUGAAUGACAGCCAGUGAGAGCAGCCGGGAAAUCUGUGAAGGAGACGCGUUGUGUUGACGCGACUGGUCCCGCAGCGCAUUGCAGGACGCUCGGAGUGAGAACCGAUUUGUCUGAUUUUGGACCUUUUUUCCCGUUUUUGUGUCGCUGCGGGCCCUCCGAGCGGCGGACUGAAGAAGAUAUCCCAGACUGGUGGUCGGUUGCUCGCCUCCUUCCCGCUGCAGCCAGGAAGCCCCCAGCUCUCCGCGCCUCGCUUCUUCAGAUCAUUUUUUUGACUCCUGCCUAUAAAUGCUUGACAAGCUCAAGCCCGUCGUCCAGCUCGACUCGGUAAUGGCGAUCAGCAAGACGGUGGGCUGGCUCCGGGAGCAGCUGGAGACGCGCAGGGACGGCCUGCUUGUGAUGGACUGCCGGGCCCAGGAGCUCUACGAGUCGUCGCACGUCGACACGGCGAUCAACGUGGCCAUACCGAGCCUCAUGCUCCGCCGGCUCAAGAAGGGCAACCUGCCCGUGCGGUCGCUGCUCUCCGACGGCGAGGACCGGGAGAAGUUCGUGCGCCGAUGCAAGACCGACACCAUCGUCCUGUACGACGAGUACAGCCGGGAGUGGAACGAGAACGUGGACGGGGGCUCUGUGUUGGGUUUACUGCUGAGGAGGAUGAAGGACGAAGGCUACAAGGCCUAUUAUCUGGAGGGUGGCUUCAGUAAAUUCCAGGCCGAGUAUCCGGCUCUGUGCGAGACCAACCUGGACGGCUCCUCCAACAGCAGCUCCCCCACCGCCCAGGUGCUGGGCCUCGGCGGGCUGCGCAUCAGCUCCGACUCCUCGGACAUCGAGUCGGACAUAGACCGGGACCCGAGCAGCGCCACGGACUCGGACGGCAGCCCGCUGUCCAACCCGCAGCCCUCCUUCCCGGUGGAGAUCCUGCCGCACCUCUACCUGGGCUGCGCCAAGGACUCCACCAACCUGGAUGUGCUGGAGGAGUACGGCAUCAAGUACAUCCUCAACGUGACUCCCAACCUGCCCAACCUCUUCGAGAACGCAGGGGAGUUUAAGUACAAGCAGAUCCCGAUCUCGGAUCACUGGAGCCAGAAUCUGUCUCAGUUCUUCCCCGAGGCCAUCAGCUUCAUUGAUGAGGCUCGGGGCCAGAAGUGUGGCGUCCUGGUCCACUGCCUGGCCGGCAUCAGUCGCUCGGUCACUGUAACGGUGGCCUACCUGAUGCAGAAGCUCAACCUGUCCAUGAACGACGCCUACGACAUCGUCAAGAUGAAAAAGUCCAACAUCUCGCCCAACUUCAACUUCAUGGGCCAGCUCCUGGACUUCGAGCGCACGCUGGGCCUGAAGAGCCCGUGCGACAACCGCAUCGCAGCGCCGAGCCAGCCGCUGUACUUCACCACCCCGACCAACCACAACGUCUUCCAGCUGGACCCCCUGGAGUCCACGUGAGGUCUGCUGUCACCGCACCCCUCCUUGCCGGAGGUCUCGUUGGCCUCUUGUUGGAAACGCUGCAAAAAGUUUCUUUUUUCCGUCGUCUGCCGAGGGACCGGGCUCUUGACGUUAUUGACACAGCUGGUUUGAGGCGACUGCUGCUGAACGUGGUUCCUGGAGGGCCAAAGCUGUCUGGCCAAGACGCAGCUGCUGUUGACUGAAUGAGGGGAGACGGAGACAGAGACAGACAUGAGAGUCAUUUAAUGAGUGCGGACACUUUCUUCAAUCCUAUAUCAAUGUUGGACUCCUGAGGUCUUUUUGUCAUCGUGUCUGAGGAAGCGGCUGUACGUUAUGCUUCAAAGCUCCUGGGCUGGUGUGCCAAAGAGACGUGAUUGUUCAAACUGGACAGAUCUGAAAAUGAAACCCUUUUUUAUGUUCGUUUUGGGGUCUAGCACUGGUUCCCCCGAGACGCCGAGGGGCGUCACCUCCUUUGUCUUCUGUGAAGACUUGCCUGUGUGGGGUUGAAGCACCCCAGCUUUAAAAGGCACACUAUAUACUGGACUCGAUUUUACAUUUGUGGAGUCUUUUCAAACAUUUAUACAUUGUGUAUAUAUCUUAAUAUAAAAGACAAUACAGUAAAAGCCUUGCUCUAGUAUAUACCCGUUGCAACAAGUGGGUACUGAGGAUUCUCUUUGUUUCAUAUUCUACUUUUAUCUAAGUAAACAAAUUGCAUAUUGAUCAGUAUGUUUAAGUUGAUUAUGCCAAAAAUCAAGUAGGCUUUCUAAGAAUUGUGCAAAAAUGUGUACAUGUGUAAUAUAUUUGAUAAUCGCUUUACGUGUGAAUACAGCCGACGGGCCUUGUUUGCACCCACCCUCUCACAAAUCAAAGUCACCUUGGUUGUUUGCCUUACUUUUGUGCUCAGAAGGUUUUUAUUGCGCAUUAGCCUUCAGAGAAAUUCACCAAUUUUCUCAACUCUGCAGCAUCCCAGAGUUUUUUUGUUCUUCUAAUUUUCACAGAAAAAACACAACCAAACCUUGAGCAGCUUUCACAGCAGCGGUUUUGAACUCGGCACCACAUAAACGACGUGAAUGCACGUUUGAGUCGGGGUGGCCAACGCUCGUUGUCCGGGUCUCUGAAGGUUAAUGUGAGAAAUCCUGAUCUGUGCUCAAGGGUUAAAAGUUACGUGGACAAAGUAGGAGGCUUUGCUCACCUCGCCUCUUCAGGGAAAACUAUGUGAAAUGCAGUUUUUAUUUGUCAAUGAUGAGAGAAAAAGUGUUGCCCCCUCCACAGAGAAGGCCUCUUUCCAGAGGACGCUUGGUAACCUCUGCCAACCCGCUCCACACUCCUCUCUUACGAAUGUAAAGAAAAGAUAAGUUAUUAAUAAAUUGCUAUUUUGUCUACA